AUGAUCAAAACGGUUGAAAAUGUAAAUGGUAGCUACAGCGCAGCACUGAGGAGCGAAACACUUAGACAGAUUCUGAUCAAUCCGGGAAAUGCCAAGAUGUUCCAUGUCCCGCUCUACUUAGUCUAUACUGAUGGACUGGAUGAGUGGCAAUCCACCAUCAAGCUCGCAAGUCAAAUCCUUCAACACUACCCUCCACAUUGCAACCCUCACUCGGAUUUCCGAACGCGGGAAAAAAGUAUCACGCGCUUAUGGCAUGGCUUUUCAAGGCUGUCAGUCUGCCUCCGCAAGAACUUCGGCAAACCCAAGACAGUCAAACGGACGACAUACUAUGCUCAUCGCCCUAGCAGAAUUACCCCACAAUGCCCCCUUCCACAUCCUUUUUCCGAGCCUUCUGUUGUCCCACAGCCGCAACCUGCAGCUCCCAUUGUUCCUGUACCCUCGUCAAGCAAGCGAUUGCUUCAAACGGACAAGGACGAGGAUCAGCCAACCAUAUCCAUCAAGAAACCACGCACAGACUUGGACGUGGACUUCAAGCAAGAUUUCGACAUCUACGAUAACAGGCCCGGAGGUGAGCAAGAGCAAGAGCUUGGCUAUGAAGAAUGUGGAGAGGAGAGAUUGAGACAUGAAGAGCUCGAUGACCACCCAGAUACCAUUAAUCCCUCCAUCGAUCUCGAUAAUGCCCACCUGCGCAGUGAUGAUAUUGUCGAUGAUGAAGAUCUACAUAAUUCUAAUGAUGACUUCAUACGUGAUGAAGAGCGCGAUGACCACCUGAACACCGUCAAUGCCGACAUCAAUCGUAAUGAUGACCACCCACACAAUGCUGAUGUCGCUGAUGAUGAAGGUCUGCCUCACGCUAACGAUCCUCUCAUACAAGCAAUGGGGUGGACAGAUGAAGACCUAGAUGAGUUACACUGCAUGGCGCAGCUCGGGGACACCCAAGAUGCAAUGUCGUUUAUCACAGCGCUCCGUAAAGCGUCUUUGGAUGACCCCCAUUCACGCCUGCCUGAAGAGGCUCUUGCCAGGCUUCGCAAUCCCCCUCAUCAACUACCUGACAACACAACUCCUGACGACAUCAACACAACACCUGAAACCCACGAGUCCUCCAUCGAGAUCCCAGAUAUCUUGGCCACCUCCCCCUCCAAUCCUCUGAAACGAGCUAAAAAACAGCGAACCGACAGUACUAUGAGUGGCAUCCCAGACUCACAUUCACCACUCUCCAUCAGUUCCGAGAUUCCCUGUAUCGAAUCUUGUGAUCAAGAGAAUGAGAUCAAAAAUCCAUUGGACAACCUUGUCUUGAAACCUCAACCUCGACCUCUCCCGAAAGUGACCCCGGCGCCCACAUCUGAUGCCAACACCAACUCACCGGCAGUUACAGCCCCUUCCAAUGACUCGACACCGACGCCAUCCUUAGUGACCCCAACUAACCCUGACUCCGAUGCAGCAUCGCUCUCAGUCAAGAAAGAGCUGCUUGUACCUGCGCCCGCUAAGAAGGCUCAUCAACCAAGCGUGAAGCCGAUGCGUAUUGGCACGAAAGUAACACCUCGUAAUCUGUGUGCGCUCGAUUGGCAAGCAAAUGGUCACCAGCGUGAACCGGCUACAUCAGUAAACUACAAAUUUCGUCACAGACAUCAACAUUUUCAACAGUUCCCACAGUAA
Suillus subalutaceus is the source of this 1656-nucleotide messenger RNA. RefSeq lists its product as uncharacterized. The record is from RefSeq and is a predicted model, not a curated record. Bases 1 to 1656 code for a protein of 551 amino acids. The transcript has 10 exons. NCBI's taxonomy places the organism in Eukaryota, Fungi, Basidiomycota, Agaricomycetes, Boletales, Suillaceae.